Messenger RNA from Aspergillus sclerotioniger CBS 115572, 504 nucleotides. RefSeq names its product negative cofactor 2 transcription regulator complex subunit NCB2 (gene nctB). The transcript has 4 exons. The record is from RefSeq and is a predicted model, not a curated record. Gene Ontology annotation, molecular function: core promoter sequence-specific DNA binding; TBP-class protein binding; protein heterodimerization activity. Bases 74 to 502 code for a protein of 142 amino acids. Gene Ontology annotation, biological process: RNA polymerase II preinitiation complex assembly; negative regulation of transcription by RNA polymerase II; positive regulation of transcription by RNA polymerase II. Lineage: Eukaryota; Fungi; Ascomycota; Eurotiomycetes; Eurotiales; Aspergillaceae. Gene Ontology annotation, cellular component: negative cofactor 2 complex.
CAUACUUUCUACUGCGAACGGCCACCAAGUGUGCGGACACGCGUUUUGUUUAUUUCCUUGCUUGUCGCCCAUCAUGUCGGAUCGAGAGUUUAUGUCGAACGACGACUUGUCGCUUCCUAAAGCGACGGUCCAGAAGAUCAUCACCGAGAUCCUACCUCCAUCCUCCGGCCAGACGUUUUCCAAAGACGCCCGCGACCUGCUCAUGGAAUGCUGCGUUGAAUUUAUCACCCUGAUCUCCUCCGAAGCCAACGACAUCAGCGAGAAAGAAGCCAAGAAGACGAUCGCCUGCGAACAUGUCGAGCGCGCCCUGCGUGAUCUCGGGUUCGGCGACUACAUUCCCGAUGUUCUUGCUAUCGCGGAGGAACACAAAGAGCAGCUGAAGAAUCGUGAGAAGAAGCAAAGCAAAAUGGAACAGAGCGGAUUGUCCGAGGAGGAGCUACUCCGACAGCAACAGGAGCUGUUCCGUUCCGCCACGGAGAAAUAUCACGCCGCUCCAGAGUGAAG